Molecule: messenger RNA, 1203 nt
Organism: Aspergillus oryzae RIB40
Lineage: Eukaryota; Fungi; Ascomycota; Eurotiomycetes; Eurotiales; Aspergillaceae
Product: cytochrome P450
Exons: 4
Coding region: 1-1203 (400 amino acids)
Molecular function (GO): heme binding; monooxygenase activity; oxidoreductase activity, acting on paired donors, with incorporation or reduction of molecular oxygen
Source: RefSeq, a predicted model, not a curated record
AUGUUUGAGGGCGCCUACACUACACUCGGAACCCAUUCUCGGUUGCUGCCCCAGGUAGUCCGUGCUCAAUUAAAUCAAUACCUUCCGGACGUCCUUCCAGAAAUUCAAUUUAAGGUAGCUCUGCAGAUACAUAGAGAAAUCCCCUUCAACGCGAUUACUGAGUGUUUCGCGAAAUCAGACUGGACAGUGAUCAACGUCACUGAGUUGAUGGCCGUGCUUGUUGCCCGCGUAUCAAGUCGCAUGUUUGGUGGCCCAGCGUUGAGUCAAAACCGCGAAUGGAUUGAGGCUUCGCUUCGUUUCGCACAUGAUGGAUUCAACGCAGCCCAAAAACUGAAGAUGUGGCCAGACACCUUGAAAUUCAUCGGACAGCAUUUCAUACCCGAGGUGCGCUCUAUCAAGAAUACAUAUAAAAUUGCCGAAAGAGCAAUCAUUCCCCUUCUCGACGAGCGUGAAGUCGACAAGAGCAAGAAAGCACAUGACCUUCUUACCUGGAUGUAUGAUCAGGCACAAGGGGCAGAGAAAGAUAAAAAGUUCAUUGCUGGAACGUUACUCAAGGUCAGCUUCGCGGCAUAUCAUACGAGCGCAGCAGCUCCAACCCAACUUCUUUUUGAUAUUGCAGCGAUGCCAGAGCACAUCGCGCCGCUUCUUGGGGAAUAUCUAUCGGCGCCCCGUGAUAACAACCAGAACAUUUCGGUCAAAGGCUUCGCGCAGAUGGUUAAAUUGGACAGCAUAAUGAAGGAGAGUCAGAGAUUCAAUCCGCUACUAUUGUUGACAUUUGAACGCAUCAUUAAGCGCGACUUUACUCUUUCAGAUGGAGUGGUCAUCCCCGCGAACACCUGGAUUGGCUGUGCGGCACAAGCCAUUGGGAUGGACCGAAAGCUUUAUCCCGACCCCGAUACGUUUGAUGCGUUCAGGUUUGUCGCCAAAGAGGAAGCGACAGCCACUUCCACUUCGGUACCAGCUACCAAAGCUCACUACACCUCGGCCAACCCAGGCUCAAUGGCAUUUGGGUACGGCCAGCAUGCUUGCCCUGGUAGAUUCUUUGCCAUGAUGGAAAUCAAGGCUAUCAUCGGAGAAAUUUUGAGCCGUUUUGAGAUGAGAUUGGCGGAUGGGGAAAUGAGGCCACCUAGUGUCACUUUCGAAACUCAACAUCUGCCCCAUCCUGCUGGUAAAGUCCUAUUUAAACGGAGAAGGUGCACAUAG